Molecule: messenger RNA, 1323 nt
Organism: Archocentrus centrarchus (flier cichlid)
Lineage: Eukaryota; Metazoa; Chordata; Actinopteri; Cichliformes; Cichlidae
Product: trace amine-associated receptor 13c-like
Exons: 4
Coding region: 1-1323 (440 amino acids)
Biological process (GO): G protein-coupled receptor signaling pathway
Cellular component (GO): membrane
Molecular function (GO): trace-amine receptor activity
Source: RefSeq, a predicted model, not a curated record
AUGGAGAGCCUUUAUGGACAAGACCUCUGCUUUCCACAGCUCCUCAACACCUCCUGUAGGAAGUCACUGCACCAUGGUAAUCAAACCAUUUUCCUUUACAUCCUGCUUUCCUGCAUCUCUCUGCUCACUGUGACUCUUAACCUGCUGGUCAUCGUUUCUAUCUCCCACUUCAGGCAGCUUCACAGCCAAACCAACUUCAUCCUUCUCUCUCUGGCUGUCUCGGACUUCCUUGUUGGCCUCCUUUUGAUGCCACCUCGAAUCCUCCUUUUAGGGGGUUGCUGGUUUUGGGGGAACUUUAUUUGUGGAGUGUUUUACUAUGCCUCUUUCAUCCUCACAUCUGCCUCAGUAGGACACAUGGUCCUUAUUUCACUUGACCGAUAUGUAGCCAUUUGUGACCCUUUGUGUUACCCUACCAUAGUUACUCAAAGGAGAGUUCAGAUCUUUGUUUGUCUGUGUUGGGCCUGUUCACUGCUCUAUAAUGGCAUGAUACUAAACAGCUUUCUGAAACAGCCAGACAGAUAUAAUUCUUGCCAUGGGGAGUGCAUAGUUGUAAUUAACUUCGUAACUGGUGCUUCUGAUAUUGUAAUUACCUUUAUUGGCCCCAUAGCUGUCAUUAUAUUUCUGUACAUGAAAGUAUUUGUGGUGGCUGUGUCUCAGGCUCGGGCCAUGAGAUCUCAAAUUGCAUUUGUCUCUUCACGGGCUUCAGUUCAUGUUACCAUUAAAAAGUCUGAGAGAAAAGCAGCUACAACUAUUGGUGUCAUUGUGGUUGUGUUUCUGAUAUGUUUCUGUCCUUAUUUUUAUCCCUCCCUUGUGGGCCAGGACACAUCAACCAGUGUGGAAUUUUCAGUUUUUGGGGUCUGGUUACUUUAUUGUAACUCCUGUCUAAAUCCACUGAUUUAUGCUUUUUUCUAUCCCUGGUUUAGGAGAACUGUUAAACUAAUAGUUACACUGCAAAUUCUGCAGCCUGAUUCCUGUUAUGCCAACAUACUAUCACCAAGCUGCUGCUUUGCCGGUGUGGAUUUUGGCUGGUCAAGUCGAAGCCACUAUAUUGAUGACCAGGUGGUGGACACCAGAGGUGAAGGCAGGCAUCAAGCUGAUGGAGUCCUAUUGGGCUUGUGGAAGCAGAGCCUUGGGAUGAGAGGGAUGACUCCCAACACUGGGAGUGAGGUCACUGAGGUGGUUAAACAACUCCUUGAUUCCAGGGCCCCUUUGGUGGAUGAGAUUCAUCAUGAGUUCCUAAAAGCUCUGGAUGGUGUAGGGCUGUCUUGUUUGACACACCUCUGCAAAGUCGUGUGGAAACAUGAGGCGGUGCCACUAGAUUGA